AAGCUCGCCUUUCAAACUGCGCCAUAUCUAUUGACGAUCAACAUGGCGGGUCCUGUGGCGAAGAAAUGUCUCAGCCCUCUGUCCUUCCUCACCAGGAGGCUGUCUGCUCCGGAGUUCAUCACCCGGUGCUGCUACCACAAGAAGGUGGUGGAUCAUUAUGAGAACCCGAGAAAUGUUGGCAUACUGGACAAAAACUCCAAGAAUGUUGGGACUGGCUUGGUGGGUGCUCCAGCCUGUGGAGAUGUAAUGAAGCUCCAGAUUGAGGUGGACGACCAGGGGAAGAUUGUGGAUGCCAGGUUCAAAACUUUUGGCUGCGGCUCUGCGAUUGCCUCCAGCUCUCUGGCCACCGAGUGGGUGAAGGGCAAAUCUGUGGACGAAGCUCUGACAAUAAGGAACACUGACAUUGCCAAAGAGCUGUGUCUUCCACCGGUUAAACUUCACUGCUCCAUGCUUGCGGAGGAUGCCAUCAAGGCUGCCUUGGCUGACUAUCGCCUCAAGCAACAGGACCACCAGCAGGAGGCAGUCAGGGCCAGCAACUAAACAGAGCCCUCUCACUCUGAGCUGGAAGCCACUGUUUCCCUCCUGCUGUCAAGAUGAGAAGUAGCAGUAGUCCAGCACCCUCACAUUCCUGCAGUGUUGAUGAGGCACACCUAAUAUGUUGAUAACCAGCACACUAUCGUCAAUCCUCUGUAGCUGUGUUACACCAGGUGUCAUGUAUUAGUCUGUGGUCCUCCUGCCCUGUAUUUAGCCUGUCACGUAAACGCACAAUGUUAAAGCACUGUUUGGGCUGUUGGUACAGUGGUGAGCCUUACUUUUGAGACUGUUAUAUUUUAAGAUGUUUUGCUUGAAGAGUUUAAAUGGUGUGAUGGAGAUAUUGAUGAAAGCUCAGAGCUGUAUCCUAUCCGCACCCUAAGCACUGACCUUUUGAUAUGCAACCUAGCAACGUGGCUUGAAACAAUAAAAAGGGUCCACUGGUUUUAAGUGUAAUUUAUGAUUAUGUAGUCAUGCUUCCUUGACAAGUCUGCAAUAAAAGUAUCCUGAAACCAAA
This is a messenger RNA of Epinephelus lanceolatus (giant grouper), 1048 nucleotides long. Its product is annotated as iron-sulfur cluster assembly scaffold protein IscU-like. The record is from RefSeq and is a predicted model, not a curated record. Gene Ontology annotation, biological process: iron-sulfur cluster assembly. Gene Ontology annotation, molecular function: iron ion binding; iron-sulfur cluster binding. NCBI's taxonomy places the organism in Eukaryota, Metazoa, Chordata, Actinopteri, Perciformes, Serranidae.